Molecule: messenger RNA, 4301 nt
Organism: Owenia fusiformis
Lineage: Eukaryota; Metazoa; Annelida; Polychaeta; Sabellida; Oweniidae
Source: the annotation of a GenBank genome assembly
GUAGAAACUCUUUCACUCUACCGAUUUCAUUGAACCAUAGGGCCAGCCAUUUUUAAAAUAAGAAUUCCGAACAGCUGGUUAACUACGCUUCAAAAAAAUAAAAAUAAAAGGAUACAGCGAAAGACAAGAAAACGACCGGAGGGGCUAGAGGGUGAGUGGGAAUGUAUCUGGGCAUAAGAUGGAAUGAACUGUUACGGACGUUAUGUGUGAUAGCGAGUUUGGUUGUUCUGGGAUCAUGUGGGAAUAUGAUGACCAACCAGUGGUACGUACAGUUCCACAAUGAUGUUACACCAGAGGCUGCCCAGCAGGUCGCGCAGAGGAAUGGCUUCCAAUACGUUGGGAAGGUUUUAAACUCCCCUUCUGAGUACCAGUUCCAACAUAAUACAGUGUCCAAACUAAGGAAAAGAAGAAGUGUUCCCUAUACCAGACUUCUCAAGGCAGAUCCAUUAGUGAAACUUGCAGUACAACAGACAGGGCACAUCAGGGAAAAGAGGGGUUAUAAACCAAUGCAAACUUCACCAAUCAUAUCUAGAGUCAAACGAGAUAUUCAGAAGGUUUUAGAAGAAAAAAGAGAUUCGGGAGUGCCUAAUGAUCCUUUGUACUCUAAAGAAUGGUAUUUAAAAAACACAGGGCAGGCAGGGGGUGUACCAAAGUUGGAUUUAAAUGUGAAAGCAGCAUGGGACGUGGGAGUCACGGGGAAAGGUGUUACUACAGCUAUAAUGGAUGAUGGUGUUGAUUAUAUGCAUCCCGAUCUUUAUCACAACUAUAAUGCCGAGGCGAGCUAUGACUUCAGUAGCAACGAUGCUUUUCCCUAUCCAAGAUAUACUGAUGACUGGUUUAACAGCCAUGGUACCAGAUGUGCUGGUGAGAUUUCAGCAAGGAGAGAUAAUGGUGUGUGCGGAGUGGGAGUCGCCUAUGAUUCAAAGAUUGCUGGUCUUAGAAUGCUUGACCAGCCAUACAUGACUGAUCUGAUAGAAGCCAACUCUAUGGGGCAUAUGCCUGAUAAGAUUGACAUCUACAGUGCAUCGUGGGGACCCACUGAUGACGGAAUGACAGUCGAUGGACCAAGAAAUGCUACUAUGAGAGCCAUUGUCAACGGUGUGAACAACGGACGAGGAAAGAAGGGCUCUAUCUAUGUGUGGGCAUCGGGUGAUGGCGGGCCGGAUGAUGAUUGUAACUGUGAUGGUUAUGCGGCUAGUAUGUGGACAAUCUCCAUCAACUCAGCAACGAACGAUGGUCAGACUGCUGGAUAUGAUGAAUCGUGUUCCUCAACUUUGGCUUCUACGUUCAGUAAUGGCAAAGCGGGCUACGAGGAUGCUGGUGUUGCCACUACUGACCUUUAUGGAAAAUGUACCACUCGUCAUUCUGGUACAUCUGCUGCAGCCCCAGAAGCUGCUGGUGUUUUCGCCCUUGCCCUGGAUGCCAACCCCGAUCUUACAUGGCGUGACAUGCAGCAUUUGACUGUUCUUACCUCCAAGAGGAACCAUCUCUUUGACCCUAAUGGCUAUCAUAACUGGACGAUCAAUGGUGCUGGUCUUGAGUUCAACCAUCUCUUCGGAUACGGUGUGCUUGAUGCUGGUUCCAUCGUCGACCUGGCUCUGAACUGGAAGAGCGUGCCCGAAAGAUUCCACUGUACUGCUGGUUCUGUGAAAGGCAAAUACGCCUUCAACUCCUCCGUGGCUAUCGUUCUCACGAUCGAUACUGAUGCGUGUCUCGGCCAGGAUAAUGAGAUUAAGUAUCUGGAGCACGUGCAGUCUUUCAUCUCGGUGAAGGCAUCUCGUCGUGGUGAUCUCACCAUGUACCUUACCUCCCCAAUGGGAACUAAAUCGAUGAUCCUGAGUAAGAGACCUAGGGAUGCAGAUAGUAAGGAUGGGUUCACAAAGUGGCCAUUCAUGACCACCCAUUCCUGGGCAGAGACACCAGUUGGAACAUGGACGCUGGUCGUUGUGUUUGACUCCGAUGAGCACCAAACUGGUACACUAUUCGACUGGACUCUGAUGUUACAUGGUAGUCAGGAAUCUCCUUACGCCAAGCAGCAGAUCAAGGCUGCCGCAAAGCAUUCUAAGCUCGGCGUUGUAAAACGAGAGCAUGAGAAAUGGAGUGCCAGUAAAGAGUGAACCUGCGCUUAUUACAAUACAGAAGGGGAUGAGAUUGAAGAUUGUUAGCUUUACUGGCCAAUAAACAGAGAUUUAUUUAUUGAUUCUUACCUUUAAAUGUUGGGUUGAACUGAAACUGUGACCUUUAAUGGAACUCUCCAGACAAAACAGGACAGGAUAUGCGCACGCAUAACGACCUUCACCCCGGUUACAAUUUCUGCAAUGUUGCUUGUUUUUCUAGCACCCAAGAUAUGGAAAUAAAUUGGAAAGCAAUCAAAUCUUUCCGAGGCCGCAUUCAUUAACACGCUGGCAUUUGCGUAAACAGGGACAUAUACGCAUGUGCGUACUAUGGUGUAAAAUCUUCAUUUCCAUCCCAUCAUGUAAUUGUAAAUAACACCGCAGUAGGAAAAAUCGACAGGCGAGGUGUCGAUUUAGAAAUAUAACAUGUAUAAAAUAGUAUAUCUACUCUUCAAUGUGACGCCGUGCAUUAUUGAUGUAUAUAAAACUUCAAUACGCAACAAAACUAUAAAUUACGUUCUACAUAUCUAUAUUUUUGUUAAUGUAAAAAGGGGCAUUUAUAAAACUAUUUUUAAAUUAAAAUGCUGGAAACGUUCAAUACACGCCUGUAUAUAUACCUCUAUGAAGACAAAACUCAAAGUAAUUAGUAAUGUGUAAAAUCGCAUGAUUUAGAGAAGAUCUUAAUUUUGUUUCUCUUUAACUAUUUAAUAGAUAUAUAUUUAUGACUAUCUUCUUUAUUCUUUCAAGCAGUAUUAUAAAAUGCUUAAAUAUAUAUACGUAUAUAACAUAUUUGUGGUAUGCAAAUGAAAAAUGAUGAUGUAAUUAUUAAUGACUGAUAUAAGGCAUGGUGCAAUUAAUGAAAAGUAGUGAAAAAAGUUUAAGUUUUGAUUCAACAACACGUCUAAUAAUAAAAUUGAUAAAAAUGUAUAUGUUAAAAUUAUUUUUAGUCUUACCGUGUGGCACAAAGGAAUUUUUGAUUUCUACUUUUCAACAUGUACAAAGGAUGAUCAAUAAAUUUCCCAAUAUAUAUUUCGAUCAAUAUCUUAUAUUUAGAGUCAUAUCAUCAAAUUCUGUGGAAAUAAAGAUGUUCUUUGAUUGUACUCUGGAAAUUUAAUAUUAUUAAUCACCCAAGACCCCUUCAGUUAUAUGGUUGUUAUGGUGAGUCAAAUCUUGCUACUUGGCGCCUUUCAAUUCAGUAAGAACGAAAUUAGUGUGUUACCCAACACAUUAAUAUUCAAUUUGUUUAUACACGCAAAUAUUGUUCGCUCAAUGAAAAAGGUUAUGGCACUAAUUUGUGUGAUCGAUGAACUUAAUUAUGAAAAAACAUCCUCAAUAAUCAUUAUUGGAAAAUCUUUCUACUGCCAGUCACAUUAACUUAUAAUAAAACAUUAAAGUUGUUUGAGUUCCCCUCAUUGUGUGACCUUUGGCAACUAUGUAUCCAAAAAACAAGAACUUUAUUUUCUUGCUUGAUCUUUGGAACCACGGAAUGUCUUGGUGAAUAAAAUGGGCAGCUUUCGAUGUUCUCCCUUUUAAUAGGGGGCUCAUAAUCAUAGUUAUAUACCGUUUCACCGGGUUAAAUACAAUUGAUGUUGGUUUGGAUCAAGGUCGUGUUUAUGAACAUUUGGACAAAUUUCGAACGAAAAAGACGCAUCCUGCAGACUUGAACACAUGAACAAAAGAUUUGGCGUUGUCAUUCUCAUUAUAAAGGGUUUAACAUUGAUGUUAAAAAUUAGAAAAAAAUAUUUUACUCGAAUUUUGAAAUAGCGUCGGGUAUCUAAUCAACAGUUACCAUAGCAAUCAUAUUAUUUUCAAAUUCAGAUUGGUCAUGACUUUUCGACCCUGUUGGUAGAGUGUAUGCACUAUAUUUCUGCAAGUAGAAGAUUGCUUUCAAACUUAUAGAUCACCCCAUGUAUUUCAGCAAUAAGUACAUUUCAAUGUCGAAUCAAUGCUGCAUUUUCGACCAAGGCAGUGUUUUUAAAACUUUGUAAGAUAUAACAACAUCAUUAAUAAAUUGAACAUUUUUGAUUUUCGACAGGAGUAUUCCUAGUUUUAAAACUUAAUUAAGCCCUUAUCAACAAUUAGGGCAUUUCAAAUUAUCUUGGGAAAACUCGCAGCCUCUUUAGCUGCUGAAUUGACGUCGAGAAUUAUAUUACUAUAAAUAAAUUAAAAUUAUUGUGGUUUACAAAA